AUGGUCGCCUUCUGCGCUCAAACCAGCAGGCGCCUGCGCCUCCUCGCGGCCCUCGUCGCGGUCGUCGCCGCCCAGGACGACGCCUGCGACGAGGGCACGCGUUGCGCGUUCGCCGACGCGGCCAGCAACGCCACGACGUUCAAAACAACCGUUACCCCGUCGCCCUCGACGCUCUCGACGGUCUACGAGCAGCGGCCCGCGUUCCGCGCGUUGCUGGACCUCAACGACGGCCUGCGGUCCCUGGGCCUCGGGACGCAGCUGGACCUGCCGCGGAUCGUCGUCGUCGGCGACCAGUCCGCGGGCAAGUCGAGCGUGCUCGAGGCGAUCUCGGGCGUGCAGCUGCUGCGGGGCACGGGCUUCGUGACGCGCGCGCCCAUCGAGCUGCGGCUCGUGCGGAGCGCGUCGCCCGGGUGCCGCGCCGUCGUCUCCGCGGAGGGGAGCGACGAGCGGACGCGCGUCGGCUGCGACGGCGUCGGGGAGGCGCUGAACGCGACGAUGCGCAAGCUCGUGCGCGCGGGCGGCGGCGUCAGCGAGCGCGCCGUGCGGUGCACGAUCAGCAGCCCGAGCGCGCCGGAUUUGACAUUAGUGGACCUGCCGGGGCUCGCGCGCGUCUCCGUCGAGGGCCAGAGCCGCGACGUGCCCGCGGUGACGAAAGCUCUGGCGCAGCGCUACGCGGCGCCGGCGCGCACGGUGAUCCUCGUCGUCGUGCCCUGCAACGCCGACCUCGCGACGGCGGAGGCGCUCAAGCUCGCGCGCGACGCGGACCCGGACGGGGCCCGGACCGUGGGCGUCCUCACGAAGCCCGACCUCAUGGACCCGGGCACGGAGGGCUCGCUCGCGGCCAUCCUCGACGGCCACGUCGUCAAGCUGGCGGCCCACGGCUGGUACGUGGUCCUGAACCGGGGCCAGCGCGCGCUCGACGCGCGCGCGUCCGUCGCCGACGCGCUCGAUCGCGAACGAACCUUCUUCGACGACCGGCUC
This is a messenger RNA of Aureococcus anophagefferens, 981 nucleotides long. RefSeq lists its product as hypothetical. Lineage: Eukaryota; Pelagophyceae; Pelagomonadales; Pelagomonadaceae. Gene Ontology annotation, cellular component: membrane; cytoplasm; microtubule. Gene Ontology annotation, molecular function: GTP binding; GTPase activity; microtubule binding. The transcript has a single exon. The annotation marks the transcript as partial. The record is from RefSeq and is a predicted model, not a curated record.